Messenger RNA from Aureobasidium musti, 1281 nucleotides. NCBI's taxonomy places the organism in Eukaryota, Fungi, Ascomycota, Dothideomycetes, Dothideales, Saccotheciaceae. The record is from the annotation of a GenBank genome assembly.
AUGUCUGCAGGAAGAGGUGGACCGUUCAGGGGAUGCAGAAGAGGGAGACGUAGUAGAUAUUCGAGUCUCCACUUGGAACAUGAUGCUGGCUACAAUGCUCGCAUGCUGGGCAUUCCCACCACUCGUCGCACUACCUCGGGCCACUAUCUUGUUGAUCAGAACACCUUGACUAAUCAUGAACCCGACAGCGAGUUUCCAUCGCUCGGCCCACAACCCCAGCAAGCCAAUGUAUCCCAGGCUUGGAACAGUACCGCUUUACGCACACCUCAGCAAGCCCCUGCUCAGCGCGCAACCCCGGCGCAACAGCAACAAGUCCAGACGUCUCAGCAGCAGCAACAACAGCGCUCUGUAUCUGCCCAGACGCACGAAUCACAGCAGCAUGAACCUUCAAAUUUGGACACUCAGUAUGAUGGUCAAUCACCGACUUCUGCCCGCGCCGGCAGCGAACAGCCACAAGACGAAUUCCCGCCUCUUAGCAACCAGGCUCAGCUGAAUGGUCGUGUCAAUGGAUACUCUCACGAAGACGGUGCCUUCGGCUCAGAAGCAUCACGGCCCAGACCUGCCAACCCGCCGGGAAUCGACCAUCAACUAGGAUUGAUGCAGCAACAGCCACCCAUUGGCCAAGCUAGCACACAGCAGCAACCCUCACAACAUUCGUCCAACUUUGCGCCUCAGAUGGUCGAUGCUCCCAUUACCAAUCAAGCUGCUCCACAACAGUUAAAACCCUACGAUGACAUGACUGAGGCUGAGAAGUGGGGUCUACCUGGGUUGCUGGCCAAGAUCCGCAGCAAUGAUGCAUCUUCUGCCUUCACCAUGGGCGUCGACAUCAACUCAUUAGGUCUUGAUUUGGACAGCCCGGAAUCGCUGUUCGCUACUUUCUCUACACCCUUCGCCGACAAUCGUUCACGCCCUGUCAUCCCAGAGUACACGCUACCUGCUGGUUAUACCGUCACUAACGUUCCAGCGCUGGCCUCGCGCAUGAAUGCCUUCUCCGACGAGACACUCUUCUUCGUCUUCUACCAGAACCCUAGAGAUGUUGUGCAGGAGCUCGCUGCUGGUGAGCUAUACAGCCGUGACUGGCGUUGGCACAAGGAGCUGCAGCAGUGGAUGAUGAAGGAUAGUCAGAUGGCUGCCCCCAUUCGCGUGAGUGAGCGUAGUGAGCGUGGAGUUUACAUCUUCUUCGACGCCAACAACUGGAGACGUGAGCGCAGAGAGUUUGUACUCAACUACGAUCAUCUGGAUCAGAGACACGGCGCCGCCCAGCCUCAGGCUGCACUUUAG